Messenger RNA from Physeter macrocephalus (sperm whale), 1846 nucleotides. RefSeq names its product 2-oxoglutarate dehydrogenase complex component E1-like. The transcript has 11 exons. Gene Ontology annotation, molecular function: thiamine pyrophosphate binding; oxoglutarate dehydrogenase (succinyl-transferring) activity. Gene Ontology annotation, cellular component: oxoglutarate dehydrogenase complex; mitochondrion. The record is from RefSeq and is a predicted model, not a curated record. Gene Ontology annotation, biological process: tricarboxylic acid cycle. Bases 113 to 1564 code for a protein of 483 amino acids. NCBI's taxonomy places the organism in Eukaryota, Metazoa, Chordata, Mammalia, Artiodactyla, Physeteridae.
GUCACACGCCGGGGCGGGGCCGAGAGUUUGGUGCCCCGGAGUGGGGUGUCGGCGCCUCAUUCGGGUGGAGCUGAGCCGGAGACAGACAGUCGUGAGAGACUUCAGGACAAGAAUGUUUCACUUAAGGACUUGUGCUGCUAAGUUGAGGCCAUUGACGGCUUCCCAGACUGUGAAGACAUUUUCACAAAACAGACCAGCAGCAGCUAGGACGUUUGGGCAGAUCCGGUGCUAUACUGCCCCCGUUGCUGCGGAGCCCUUCCUCAGCGGGACUAGUUCGAACUAUGUGGAGGAAAUGUACUAUGCUUGGUUGGAAAACCCCAAAAGUGUACACAAGUCGUGGGACAUUUUUUUCCGAAACACCAAUGCCGGAGCGCCCCCGGGCACCGCCUACCAGAGCCCGCUCCCCCUGAGCCUGGGCUCCCUGUCAGCUGUGGCCAGAGCGCGGCCCCUGGUGGAGGUUCAGCCCAACGUGGACAAGCUGGUGGAGGAUCACCUGGCGGUGCAGUCUCUCAUCAGGGCCUACCAGAUUCGAGGGCACCAUGUAGCACAGCUGGACCCCCUGGGAAUUUUGGAUGCUGAUCUGGACUCCUCCGUGCCCGCUGAUAUUAUCUCAUCCACAGACAAACUUGAUCUUGCAGUUUUCAAGGAACGACUUCGAAUGCUAACAGUAGGAGGGUUCUACGGCCUGGAUGAGUCUGACCUGGACAAGGUCUUCCACCUGCCUACCACCACGUUCAUUGGCGGACAGGAGUCGGCCCUUCCGCUGCGGGAGAUCAUCCGGCGCCUGGAGAUGGCGUACUGCCAGCACAUUGGGGUGGAGUUCAUGUUCAUCAAUGACCUGGAGCAGUGCCAGUGGAUCCGGCAGAAAUUCGAGACGCCUGGGAUCAUGCAGUUCACCAACGAGGAGAAGCGGACCCUGCUGGCCCGGCUCGUGCGCUCCACCAGGUUUGAGGAGUUCCUGCAGCGGAAGUGGUCAUCUGAGAAGCGCUUUGGUCUCGAAGGCUGCGAGGUGCUGAUUCCUGCCCUCAAGACCAUCAUUGACAAGUCAAGUGAGAACGGAGUGGACUACGUGAUCAUGGGGAUGCCGCACAGAGGGCGGCUGAACGUGCUUGCAAACGUCAUCAGGAAGGAGCUGGAGCAGAUUUUCUGUCAGUUCGACUCAAAGCUGGAGGCAGCUGAUGAGGGUUCUGGAGACGUGAAGUACCACCUGGGCAUGUAUCACCGGCGGAUCAACCGUGUGACUGACAGGAACAUCACCCUGUCGCUGGUGGCGAACCCUUCCCACCUGGAGGCUGCCGAUCCCGUGGUGAUGGGCAAGACUAAAGCUGAGCAGUUUUACUGCGGGGACACCGAGGGAAAGAAGGUCAUGUCCAUCCUUCUGCACGGGGAUGCUGCAUUUGCCGGCCAGGGCAUCGUGUACGAGACCUUCCACCUGAGCGACCUGCCGUCCUACACGACUCACGGCACCGUCCACGUGGUCGUCAACAACCAGGUAACCUGGGCUCCGGGCGGGCUCUGGGGCCUUUGCUGCAGAGAAGGCUGCGGAGGCCACGGCAUCAGUUAGACUUUCUCCUGAGGCUUCUACGCUCACAUCUGCCUUACUUAGAAUGACACGUUUUCACCAUUUAAUACAUUUGUUGUUUUCUGAUUAAUGAACUUGGACAAACAGGAAACUUUCUUUAAAGUGGAGAGAUUUUAAUUACAGUGUUUAAGGUCAUGGUGUUAUUUCAGAAUAUUUUCUUCCAUACCCACAAGCAUAUAGAUGGCUUUCCUCUUUCAAGAAACUGAGUUCUAUAUACACAGUUUUAUAUCCACUUCUUAAUUACCACAGUAUUUUCUCAUGGCA